Owenia fusiformis is the source of this 2632-nucleotide messenger RNA. NCBI's taxonomy places the organism in Eukaryota, Metazoa, Annelida, Polychaeta, Sabellida, Oweniidae. The record is from the annotation of a GenBank genome assembly.
UCGUGUUAUCAGAAGUAUAGCUGAUAUUAAUACAGUUAGCCAGUGAUCAGUCAGGAAGGUAGGCAGCCUUUACAUUACUGGAGACUAGUGACCUGUGACACGACUACCUUCCGCUCCAUUCAAAAUCACUCAUCAUUAUUAUGUGUGGUAGAGGCAAAGAGGGAAUACAGCUUUGAGGACACAUGGCAGGAAAAGUGAAUUAUUAACUAUAACAACCGACAUUUGGAACUUACAACACAAUACGAUAAGCAAUUAUGGAGUAAUAAGUAACUGGAUAUAUUUAUUUAGUUGAAGAUAUGGUUAACGUGAUAUAUAAUGUGUAUUAUUCCCACAGAUUGUAACUGUACAGGUAAAACAACAUGGAGGCUCUACAGCCUACAAUUGCUGUAGGAGCACAGGUUAAAGCAGACCAGGGAACUUAUAACCAUGAUAUAAACACUAACUCUAACACUCUAGAAGCCAACAAUAAUAUGAUAAAUGACAACAGUCUUAAUACAAGCCUAGGAAGUAUGGUGGCUGAACUUGCUGAACAGAACAAUUCUGAACCAAAACACAGCACAGAAGUUCGGAAUAAUCUCAACAAAAGUCCAGUUUCGCCUGGAGAUCAGUAUUCUGAUGGAUAUAAAUUUUUUAAAUCAAGUGAGUGGAAAAAAAAUAUGAGGUACUUAUUUGGUCGGGAAGAAGACCCUUAUAAUGAUAAAACACAGGAUUAUAAUGAAUAUGAGCCUCCCCUUGUGCCUUUAGAGAGCUCUCCCGCUGAAGAAACUGAUUGGAAUAGGUUCUUAUUUGGAAACCCUACUUCCAGGCGAUCAUUCCAUGUUAAAAAGAAAACUAGGCGUACCCCAAGCUUAGGAGUAGAUGGAUUAUCUGACAGGUAUGGACUAUUUGAUGAUGGGUUGUCUAUAGAUACUAGUACAUCAACAAGUUCCGAGAGGGACGCACAAAUGCUUUCUCCUAGUAGUCAAACUAGCGAUCGCUCAUCAGAUAGUAGGAAAUCUUCUCAUAAAAGACAUUCUCAUAGCUCUAAAAGCUCUACAAGUUCAGAGAGUGCAGGUGAACCAUAUAUGUAUGGGGAGAAUUUUACGACACGCAGCUCUACCCCAAGUAGUAUUAGCUCAGAUGGUUCAGGGGCCCAAGUGUUUAACAGGAAUAGCAAUGCUAGAGUGACUGUAAAGCGUAGACCCAAGAGCCCUAAGGUUCCAGCUAAUGGUGAUAUGAGUGCUUUUUUAUAUGGUACCACUUCUCAUAGUCCACGUAAUGAAAGUAGUAAUCCCCCUAGUGACAGGUCAGACUACUCGAGCAGCAGGUCUGGGUGGUCAAGUUCCAGAUCUGAGCCAUUGAGUCCUAGAUCCCCUGGACCUGUAAGCCCAGUGGAUGAACUAGGUGAAAGAUUAACUGAACUGAGGAAAUCUAUGAAAAAUCGACCCCAAAGCAGUAGUCAUAUCCCGGGUCCCCGUGGUGUAAAAAGCGGUAGCGAGCAACUUACAAGCCCUAAGAGUCCAGUCACAGAAGACAAUGUCUUUUCUUCACCCAACUUACCUCAAGCCUCCACUGCACGUAGGGGCAGUAGUAUUAGUAUAAGCAGUACCUCUAGCUUCAAUAGAAACACACCUCUCAGAAAAUCACUUCCAAAUCGACGACCCAAAACUCCCACCAUAGUUGUUGAAGAUACUAAUAAAGCCAUACAGGAUAAAAAUAAGACUGUUGGUAGUAAUGAUGGUAAUGUAAAUGAGAAUGUAGACAAUAAGACUGGUGAUGUUGGUGAGAGAGGCACCACAGCCAGAAGGUCAUUCCGGGGUCGGCCUAAAACAGGUAGUAAGAUACCUGGACCCCCAACAGCAGAUCUGGACAAAUAUUUAUAUGGUGAGGGUGGGAGCCCUUUGGAGAGCUUGCAGAAAAACUCAGGAAAUAGACGUUCUUUGAGAGGUCGGAGCAGAUCUCAGGUUAACUCACCGCGUGGUAUGCGGUGUGCCAGUCCGGCAUUGUCCGAUGCCACUGACAAUGAGAGCCUGAUGAACUUUGAGCUGUACGAAGAUGAAAUCAAUAUUAGUAGUAGUACCAUAGUUGACUCUAACGAUGAACGUUCUCCUCAUGAACGUUCUGAUUACUCAGAUAAUUCUCCGCAUCACUCUGAUGCAUCGGUCAAGAAACACAGGAAUACCUCCAAGACACACAGCUCUUCAAACAGCCCUAUUGCAGUACAGAAUUCAGCUCGAGAAAGCCCAAAUUGUAAGUACAAGCCUAUUCAAUCCCUUUUAGUUUUUGUUAAACCAACAUGAGAGUACCAGCACACUACAUUUUAUGUGCAGUUGUAAGUAAAAAAGGUAUAGAAAUAAAUACUUCAAAUAUUAAAUAGGAUAAGAGAGCCAAAAACAGCUGUAUUGAAGAUCAUAUAAUCAUAAAAUACUCAACAAAUUAAUAGCUGUGGUUGACAUUUCUCACUAAUGUUAGCAGUAAUAAAUCUCAAAAGUCCACACACAUGUAGAUAGAGCACAAAAGUUAUGUUAGUGAUUAAGAGACCAAACAAAUGGUUAGGUAAUGGUAUUAUACAUCUCUGAUAUCAAGCAUUUAUUAUCUGGCUUUGAAUAGUGCUAAUUCUAAAUCAUAACCAUUUGGCACAUAUUUCCCCUUC